AUGGAGGAUGACCCAGCGCCACCACCCAGCGGUGGUGCUGAAUUGUUCAGUCUACCGGCUGGACCGGCGACGCUGUGCUUCGACAAAAAUGAAUUCAUGAAGAAAACCUUCUCCGUGGACGAAUUCCUGCACGAGAACCGAAACGCGGGCACGCUGGAAAACAUCCGCGAUGAUCUCGGCCUGUACCUGAAGGUGCUGCGAUCGGCAAUGAUUGAGCUGAUCAAUCAGGACUACGCCGACUUCGUGGACCUGUCAGCGAAUCUGAUCGGUCUGGAUCAGCAAAUCGACGCCAUCGGAGGCCCACUGGAGAAGCUGCGCGAUGAAAUUGGUCUCGUGAAGAGCGCACUCGUGGGAAGCAUGGACGAGAUCGCCGACUGUCUUGAGCAGAAGAAAGCCCUCCGGGCGCACAAAAAAUCACUACAGAGCCUCGGCCGGGUACAGGGUUCGCUGGAAAAGCUCAAAAGCAUGCUGCUCGGCGGUGGUCGAAAAGAUCCGUCCGAUGCGACGCUCCUGGAGCGGGCUGCGCUGGAGUCGAUCCAGCUGCAGUUCAACAUCAAAUUCUGCCGUAACUUUCUCGACGACGCCUUGCAGCAGAUGGCGCAGGACCUGUGGAGUGAGCUGCUGGCCCGUUUGCGCGGUUAUUUCCUGCGCGCACUGGAAGACGCUGAUCCAAAGGAACUGGAACGAUGCCUACGUAUCUACUGCACGCUGGACGAGUGCCGUACGGCGGAGGACGUCUUCCGGAGCGAGAUCGUCGCACCGUACAUGAACCGGGUGAUCUCGGAGAGUAGCCUGCAGAACUCCCCCCAAGGCCUGACGGGUAUCUACAAUCAGAUUCUGGACUUCGUCUCGAUGCGCAUGAAGCAGCUGCACCAACUGACGAAGCGCAACGGCAAGGUGAAGGGAUACGGCUUCAUCGUGAGCAGCUUCUGGACCGAGGUCGAGCGGCGCAUGGAGACGAACAUGUCGUCGAUCUUUGCGCCCGGUAAUCCGGAUGCGUUCUAUCAGAAGUACAAAUGUACGCUCGAGUUUCUCGAACGCAUCGAGCUCAUCAUCGACGACGUGGAGGAUGUGGCUCAGUUCAAGGCGCAUCCGCAGUACCGCAGUUUUCAGCUACGCUGGAACCUGCCCGUUUACUUUCAGAUCCGCUUUCAGGAGAUUGGGUCCGGGUUGGAGGCUUGCUGCAGCGAACCCACUUCCCGUCAGCUGGCGUCGAGCAUCUCCGCGACGCAGUUCAACGUGGCCCAGUUUUCUGCCGCCCUGACGGCCAUUUCCAAGUGCUGGCAGGAGGGUGUGUUCCUGCCGCAGCUGUUCCACCGUUUCCUGAAGCUCACGCUGCAGAUCUUGGGUCGGUUGAGCGUCUGGUGCGGUGAAGCGCUCCGUGCACCGCCCUCAAAGCAAGAAACCACGGAAGGAUCGGCAUCUGAGGAACAGGCGGCUCGGUUACGCUUCCUCGUGGCGGUUUACUCCGAUCUGGGCAACAUCGAACUGAAGAUCCCGUCCAUCGUAAACCUUGUGGCGGAAAAAUCCCCGACCGGAACGGCAUCUCGCGAGGAGUUGGAGACCGCACUUGGAGAGAGUGGAAUCACAUUCGGGACGUUACGGACUCAAACACAGCAAGUAAUCGUGAGGGAGUUGAUCACCGCCAGUCUACCGCACCUGCGCCAAGCCAGUGACAUUCCGCGGUUGUACCGGAAAACGAACCGGGAGCUUCCGAGUCGUUGCUGUUCGUACGUGGAGCAGCUACUCGAACCAACCGACUCGUUCCGGAAGAAUUACGGCUCGAUGAUCGCACCCGAGCCCAUGCGAGAGUUCCUGACCGGGGUGUACAGCCACGUGACAGUGCAAUACUACCAAGUGAUCGAUGAAGUGCUCACCUCAGUGCAGAAGACGGAAGAAUCAUUGAGGCGGUUAAAAAAUUUGCGCGAACGCUCGACAACGACGGGCACGAGUGUGUCCGCUCCCGAUCGUACCGGGGCGUCGGAUGACGACAAGAUCCGGCUACAAUUGCGCGCGGACGUCAUGCAUUUCGUGCGCCAUCUCGAGGAGCAGUACGCGAUCACGAGGCGUACCGUCGACAAGUUGCCCGAGUUGGUCGAACUCGUUGACGACGCCAUCAAGGGCCGACCCGGUGCCGGUGGACAACCGAUCCAGUAACCUGCUCCCACACCGCCUUGUUUGGUAUGUUAUGUCCUUUUUUUCUGCACCCCCAACCCGGUUAUUACCACCCAAAGAGUUCACCGGGGCGUUCUUCUUUCGGCUUAUAGUCAAAUAAAUCGUUUAAAA
This is a messenger RNA of Anopheles nili, 2286 nucleotides long. RefSeq names its product conserved oligomeric Golgi complex subunit 2 (gene Cog2). Lineage: Eukaryota; Metazoa; Arthropoda; Insecta; Diptera; Culicidae. Gene Ontology annotation, cellular component: COG complex; membrane. Gene Ontology annotation, biological process: intra-Golgi vesicle-mediated transport; protein transport; Golgi organization. Bases 1 to 2157 code for a protein of 718 amino acids. The record is from RefSeq and is a predicted model, not a curated record. The transcript has 3 exons.